This is a messenger RNA of Xenopus laevis (African clawed frog), 3447 nucleotides long. RefSeq names its product SRY-box 12 S homeolog (gene sox12.S). Gene Ontology annotation, molecular function: sequence-specific DNA binding; RNA polymerase II cis-regulatory region sequence-specific DNA binding; DNA binding. Gene Ontology annotation, cellular component: nucleus. The record is from RefSeq and is a predicted model, not a curated record. Bases 2 to 736 code for a protein of 244 amino acids. Gene Ontology annotation, biological process: brain development; camera-type eye morphogenesis; cell differentiation. NCBI's taxonomy places the organism in Eukaryota, Metazoa, Chordata, Amphibia, Anura, Pipidae. The transcript is spliced from 2 exons.
GAUGGUGCAGAACAAGACUACGGGGAGCUGCCCAAAGCCAACAGAGGUGGCCCCUGGGGGUCCCAGCUGGUGCAAGACCUCCAAUGGCCACAUAAAGCGCCCAAUGAAUGCUUUUAUGGUGUGGUCUCAGAUAGAGAGGAGGAAGUUAAUGUCUCUCUGUCCCAACAUGCACAAUGCUGACAUCUCUCGCAGCCUUGGCCAACGCUGGAAGUUGCUCCAGGACACAGAUAAGAUUCCAUAUGUCCGGGAGGCGGAGCGUUUGCGCCUCAAACACAUGGCCGACUACCCCAACUAUAAGUACCGACCGCGGCGGCGCAGCAGAACUCAAGAGAGCAAAACUCGGGCCAGGCUGCCCCGUUCCACUGCCACAUGCCAAUCUGUUCCAUCGCCAUGCCUGUCGCAAAUGGAUACGGGGUCCAGCAUGCAAUGGGGAGAGACCUGCCCUGCGUGGGGGGGUGACCAAGUUGGCCAAUCAGUGGAGACGCAGAUUCGAGAGUCAUCAGCACGCAGCCCAGAGGUGCCAACCCAUACCAAAACUGUGCCAUCCUCCCCACAAUCGGCUGAGGAGCACGAGGGUCUGGAGGGUGGAUCCCUUGUGAUUCCAGUGGACAAGGAGGUCCCGCCCCACAGCGGGUCACAUUUUGAGUUCCCAGACCACUGCACUCCGGAGGUGAUGGAGAUGAUCUCGGGAAGUGGCCUCUUAGAGAGUGUCCCCGACUUGGUGUUUUCCUACUGAGCCAUAGGCCAAUAAAAAGUGACCACAGACGUGUCCAUUAGAGUGCUCUCACUGCUUUCUUUCGGUGUCCUGUACUAUUGGAGGUCCGUCUCUCAGCCACAGCACUAACGAUAAAGGACUCUCUACUCUUUCUCUGUGGACACUCAUCCAUAAGAGAUUCCUGUCUCUCAUGGGACUCUCAGUGCUGUCUCUCAAGGAUCACAAAUCUGUCUCUUUUAGAGGACUCUCAAAGCUGUGUCUCGUGUAACAGAUUUCUGCUGUCAAAUAACACGCAUAUGUGUCUCAGGCCACAGUUACAGGUUCCUGCUGUCUUUUUCACUGUAGACUCAAUGCUGUCUCUCAAGGAUCUCAUGUCUGUCCUGCAGUUUGUUUUAGAGGAAUCUCAAAGAAGUCCUUAUGAGUUCCUGCUGUCUGUUUCAGAAGUCUUUCAGUACUGCCACAAAAGGUACUCUCUUGUAGCACAAGCUCCUGCUGUCUCUUACGAGGGUUUCAUGGCUUUCUCAAUGGUGGGUCUUCAAACUCUUUCUCUAAUGACUAAUCGGAAUGCUUUCUCUGCAGUGACUCUCACAGUUGUCUCUUUUUCGAGGGAAUGCCGUCUCAAAUGACUUUCAAGUUCUUUCUCAGAGGUCUCACUGCUGUCUCUCCAAUAACUCCUAUGACUGUCUGAGACAUCUCGCUUGCACUCUGCCUCUGUGAUACAACAUCUUCAGUUUACAUGAAAUAACAUUCAUGUUCAUAUUAAUUGCAAUGCUGUCUCUUGUGCUGUCACUUCAUCUUCAGAGAGGCCCCUCCCAGACAGACAGGCACUUAGACUGUGCUUUAUCCCAUUCCCAGCUCACCUGGGGGGCAGUUAGAAUGCUGGGAGGUCCAACCAUCUGAGACCUUGGAAAUGGGAUUCUUUGCAGCAGGUAAGGGCCAUAUAUGCAACUCCUAGUGUUUGUAAUCUCAGGAUUAUACCCUACAAUUUGUACAUUCUGCAUCUCAGGAUUUUACCCUACACCCCCACUUUGUACAUUCUGCUGUUCAGGAUUAUUCCCUGCACCCCCACUUUGUACAUUAUGCACCUCAGGAUUAUACCAUGUACCCCCACUUUGUACAUUCUGCACCUCAGGAUUAUUCCCUGUACCCCCACUUUGUACAUUCUGCACCUCAGGAUUAUUCCCUGAACCCCCACUUUGUACAUUCUACACCUCAGGAUUAUUCCCUGCACCCCACUUUGUACAUUCUGCACCUCAGGAUUAUUCCCUGUACCCCCACUUUGUACAUUCUGCACCUCAGGAUUAUUCCCUGCACCCCCACUUUGUACAUUCUACACCUCAGGAUUAUUCCCUGCACCCCCACUUUGUACAUUAUGCACCUCAGGAUUAUACCAGAUACCCCCACUUUGUACAUUCUGCACCUCAGGAUUAUACCCUACCCAGGAUUAUUACUGUCCCCAAAUCUCCUCCCACUCCUAUCCAGACUAGCAUUCUAUAUAUGUUCUCCAUUCAAUAUUUGCCUCUUGUACCCCAGCACCGUGUGCAUCAUAUUCACAUAGUGGGAGGGAAGAGGUCACAUCAGUGUAUGUCCUCAGAUGUCUCUAUGCACCAUAUUAACAGGGGAGGGGUAAUUACUCUCAUCCUCCUGUAUCCCCAGCUGCCCCUGCCUAUGUAAUUCAUUUAUUGUACUGCGGGCCCGUAUCUCCCAUCUGUCUGAGUUCCUGGCUUUCCCUGUGCAUCAUAUUUACUGGGGAGGGGGUUAAUCUCCCAUCAGUCUGUGUCCCCGACUGUAGCUGUGCAUCAUAUUUGUUGGGGAGGGGGUUAAUCUCCCAUCAGUCUUUAACCCUGACUGUAGUUGUGCAUCAUAUUUGUUGGGAGUCCAGGAGAGGGGGGGUACACCAGGGCCUGUCUAUAGUGUCCCUCUCCCUGCACGGACACUACCCGAGGCACAGGGGAAGGAGGUAGAAACACACAAGACAGUCCGGUGUGUAGAAGAGCUAUUCCAGGGGGAUUAAAGGGCCUCCCCCUCCACCAAAUAGGGGUUCAUUAUCCCAGCAGCACCUCUACCAAUCAAAGAACUGACUGUACCUCCCCUUUUGAUUCUCAGAAUGAUAAUAAGGUGCCACCCACCCCAACUGAAGCACUUGCUUUAUCCCAUGUGGUGAUAUAUAGAUCAUCCCCCCCAUAUACCUACGUAUCCCCCACACACCCCCAGCUACAGAAAUGCAUUCGGGUUAGGGCAUGACGGGCACACAGCACCUAAUUGCCCCUGACUGUGAGCAGCCAUAUUAAGAGCAAGCUGGUCCUCUGGCGCAGGAGUAUCGGGGUGCGGCUCUGUACAUUCUGUCUUUCUGGAUUCCCGUACAUUCCUAUACAUUCCUAUACAUGACCCAAUCAUCCAUUAGAUUCCGGCACAGAAAUGGUCAACUGGGGCACAGAUUGCCCUUCCCACAUGAACUUUCCAUAGACCACCAAAGAAAAUCUAAUUCUCCAUAUGGGGCCGCACAUUUGGGCACUUACUCCCCUGGAACAUCCUGCCUGGGUUGAAAGCCCCAUAGGGGUCUCCUAUUCACUGAACCCCCACAUCUCUCCCUAACGUCUGUCUGUCUCUCUUUAGAAAUAUCCCAUUCCAGAGGCUCUUGCAUAGCAAUCCAGCACAACAGACAGCAGCACAGUUUAAAGAAACAGUUCUGUGCCAAAUGAAAAAUGUUUUCAAUAUAGUCAUUGAGCCAA